Molecule: messenger RNA, 1243 nt
Organism: Acanthisitta chloris (rifleman)
Lineage: Eukaryota; Metazoa; Chordata; Aves; Passeriformes; Acanthisittidae
Product: plasma protease C1 inhibitor-like
Exons: 6
Biological process (GO): negative regulation of endopeptidase activity
Molecular function (GO): serine-type endopeptidase inhibitor activity
Source: RefSeq, a predicted model, not a curated record
AUGGUCACAGUCACCCCGGUACCCACACGGGAGGCCUCUUCCAGUGGGAUGAAGAUGCUCAGACAGCACCAGAUGCUGCUGGUGCCUUCUCAUCCCGAGCCAGUCAUGCCAUGGGAUGUGGAGACACCUAUCCCACCUGUGCCCACCCCCGAGGGACUGAGAGGCUGGAAUGCCCCCUUCUGGCCCACAGAUGCCCCCAACCCCACAGCACCUGAGAGAGCACCCAAAGAGCUGGGCUCAACAGCCAACUGGAACAUGGACACCACAGCCAACUGGAACACAGAUACCACAGCCAACUGGAACAUGGCACUGCCCACACCCGGCACCACUCAGGAGCCCUCCGGACCCCCAGGCACCAGCCCCACACCAUGCCCUGGGGAUAAGGAGCCAGCUGAGACCUGUGGGGAGCCCACAGAGAAGCAGCGGGCAGCUGUGGCUGAGGCACUGGGCACCUUUGCCCUCCGCUUCUACCAGCACAUGGCAGAGGCUGCUCAGCCUGACGCCAACCUGCUCUUCUCCCCUAUCAAUGUGGCCAUGGGGCUCUCGCACCUGCUGCUAGGCUCCCGCGGCGAGACCCAUGAGCGGCUGGGCAAGCUCCCCUGCGUGCAUGGUGCCCUGCAGCAGCUGGCCAGCGCACCCGGCCUCUUCUCAGCUGCCCAGAUCUUCCACCACCCAGAGCUGCACCUCCUGCCGCGCUUCCUCAAUGACUCCUGGCACUUCUACGGUGCCCACCCACGUGCCUUGAGCGGCAACGAGAGCCUGGACCUGCAGCGCAUCAAUGCCUGGGUGCGGGAAGCCAGCAAGGGGCUGCUGCCCACCCUGCUGUCUGCACUGCCCCCCCAGCCCCACCUGCUGCUGCUCAGUGCUGUCCACCUGCAUGGUAUGGCCCCACCACCUAGAUCCACUAAGCAGACUGUGUUGUUGCCCUUCCUGCGCCCUGGGAAGCCCCCGCGCAUGGUGCCCACCAUGACCAGCACCAAGUACCCGGUGGCCUCCUUCUUUGACUCCCGCCUGCAGGUCCAGGUAGGGCGACUGAAGCUGAGUGGGGGGCUGAGCCUGGUGGUGCUGGUGCCACGGGGACACCAUGGGACACUGGGGUCCCUGGAGCGGGCGCUGGACCCCCCCACCUUCCUGGGCGUGCUGCGGCAGGCAGUCCACGCGCCCCUCCGGGCCACCUCUCUGGCUUUGCCCCGGCUGCACCUCGACCAUGCCCUGGACGUGGUGGCCCUGGUCCACGACAUGG